Molecule: messenger RNA, 1131 nt
Organism: Closterium sp. Naga37s-1
Lineage: Eukaryota; Viridiplantae; Streptophyta; Zygnematophyceae; Desmidiales; Closteriaceae
Source: the annotation of a GenBank genome assembly
AUGAAGGGCCCUUGCCUCCUUCCACUCAUCAUCCGACUUUUUCCCCUUCGUUCUCCCUUCUGUUUCCCCCCUCUUCACCGCAACUGGCAUCAACAUCAGCAGCAGGUCAAAACCAUCUGCUACCUCUCCCCUUUCGCCUCACCCCUUUCCUCCCACCGCACCACACAUACCCCUCCACAGACCAUGAGCGGCAUCGACAUCACGAGGAGCCUGGAGGACGUGGCAGGGGACGGCAACGACGGGGAGUCAGACGACCAUGUGGUGCGCCUCAAGUUCAAAGACGACAACCACACACGCGACUGGGAAGGCGGCCUCUGCCAGUGCUGGUUCCACGACACCCUCCCGCUCUGCGCCAUCACCGCAGUCCUCCCCUGUAUCACCUUCGCGAGGAUUGUGAAUCGCGCCCGGCUAGGUGACGGGGUUAGAGCCGGCGUGCAGUUCCUGGUGCUGUUUCUCCUCGUGGGGUUUGUUACUUUUUUCUUUCAGAUUGUCGGGGGAGGGUGGCGGGAUGCGGAAGGGAAGCUUCAGAUUUCCGGCUGGGCGUUGUUCCUGCAGAGUGUGGCGAUGUGGGGUGCGAUCAUCGGGUUUUCGUUCUGGCUCGGGAAGUGGCGCGCGGACGUUCGGCGGAGGCUCGGGAUCCGAGGCUCGGGAGCGGAGGAUUUCUGCGUGAUGUUUUGCUGUACCAGCUGCUCUCUAUGUCAGCAAUCCCGCACUAUAGAUGCUGUUAUGGCUUCUGGCUUGAGCGGAAGUGGAGGAGGGGUGAGAGGCGAGGCUAUUGGGGGCGGGGAUGAGGAAGCAGGGGCAGCAGGUGAGGGAGGGGGUGCAUGGGAAGGAGGCUUGCAAGGGAACGACUGGGGAGGGUCGUGGGGAGGGCACGGGGUAUGGGAGAGGGUUAGGAACUGGUGCGGAGGCAAUGGCGGGUGGAGAGGAGCAGGGUGGGGUAGCAUGGGGACGGGGAGUGAGAGGGUGGGUAGUGGUGCAGGGAGCAGUGGGAGAGGGGCAGGGGAGGUGGAGAUGGGGGAGGGGGAGGAGGAGAUGAAGACGGGAGGGUUGGUGCUGUUCUCCAUGCCGGCCAGAUGGCAACCCACCACGUCAGCAUGGCACCCCACCACCACUGACGUGGAGAUUUGA